GAACGAAUCGCACGACUCUUCGAUCCUCCGACCCACGGUUCGUUAGGCAUGCGGUUGUUCUGUCAUGUCAGUGUGAAAUCGAGGCAGAUGUUAGGAUGAGCCUGGACUCUAUGUUACCCGUCGCCCCGGCGAGGGUAAGAGCAUUAGUCUUGCCCGUCGGUCAGAUCAAACGUGAUAGGUUUUCCUCUUUCGUCCAAAGACUAAAUGAGGAACAUGUCGUCCACCUUCGCGAUAUCAGCGUCGACGGGCGACCGAAUCGGAACAUGUUCUCCCCCCUCGCGUUUCCCGACGGCGCUAUGUUCUACGACCUAAUAACUUAUGUACCUCCUCCGUCCCAUCUGUCUCUAGCGCCGUUCGAACUAUUUCGCGAACCUCUAGCACUCAUUGCUAUCGCCGACGGACAGGAACUCGAAAAUGUGGCGUUUAGUAAGAGGCAGUCAGCUAAUGGUUAUGCGCCGACCAUGGCGGAGAGGAACAUUAGAACUUUAUAUCAAGAGCUGGAAGAGUUGAGGGAUGCGUAUCCGAAAAUACUCACGCACCAAGUGUUAAUAUUCGAUUACGCGCCCCAAACCGAUCAUACUGUUCCUAUGCCCGAAGGACUCAAGACGAUCCCACCAGUCGAAAACUCGAAGAGGACUACGAUAAAAACAAUAAUGUGUGAUAUAUCUUCGUUAUUACUUGCGGAAAUGACGACGCUCGCUAAAUCAUUCGAGGGAAUGACAUCUAUAGAUUCCCCCGGUCAAGCACCUACAAGACCGGGACUUAAUGGAGCGGCUUGGACAUCAGAGGAUGCGAACCCGAUGGCAAGGCGGAAUUCACAGUACGCUGUACCUAGUGUGACGAGAUCAGCAUCGACUAGCGGCACCACGGAUAGGAGCCAGGCCCGUAUGUCGAUGCCGGUGCCUUUCAAAUCACUUCCUUUUGGAUCUAAUAGCUCAUCUCCCUCACCACGACCGACGACUCCCGUCCGUAGCGGUUUAUCUAACCCACCAACGACGUUCGACGAUAUUGCAAGCGCGAAUGGAAGCAGUACUGACUUGUCGAACCCCGAAGCUCCGGGAACUUCUCGACCAGGCUCUGCCGGAGGCGUAAAACCAUCCCAGCAGGACAAGGUCUCGGUGCAAGGAUUUGGACCUGGUGGUUUAAAUGAGAGGUGGAGGAAUAAAGGUCGAGGACGAGUGACAAUAUUGGUGGGAUCUAUGUAUCUCCAGGCUGGCCGAUGGACGGACGCGCUGAAGGAAUUAAUCGAGGGUGCGUCCGUCGCAAAGUCUAUUAACGAUCACUUAUGGCAUGGCAAAGCGCUGGAACUCAUCGUAGUCUGUCUGCUGUUGCUCGGCUGGAUUGGCGUUGAAUUUCAAGUCCCUACAGUCUGCCUUCCCGCAAAUGAUAAGGCUAUUAGUAGCAUAUCCAAAGGACCGGAGCUUGAAGAAGGGGAUCCGAAUCAACCAAAACACCUACGAAACCUCCAGAACCUACUGCCGGAAUUGCUAGAACGAAUAGUGGGGUUGUACUCGAGGAUAUCUGGCGAGCAACUUCCUCCACUGCCCCUUUCAGAAUCUAUUAUCAGAUUAUGUAGUCUACUCACAUCUAUCCAUCUAUGUGAAGGGAAGCUCGGCAAGGAAUCCCUGGGACGAAUAGUCCAAGGCAAAUUGCCUACAAAAACUCUCACCACCUCACCUCGUCUGAUAAUUUCACCAUCCCGUUCUCAAGUCACAACUUUGUUAUUUAAAGCUUUUCCAUCAUCCGCUCCUGAAUUACUCACGACUGUUGAUCGUGCGAUUAUUCUGAGCGGGAUUGCCUCUAUCCUUGGUUCGCUUGGGUUUCACAGGAAAAAAGCCAUGGUAGUACGAGAGCUAGUAUCGGUAUUAAUCGGGGGGUUGGUAGAAGCAAGGACGCGAGGCGCUGCUGAAGUCGGAAUUCAUCCGGCGGCAGGCUUAGUGGCUUUGAAUGCCGUUAAUGGCCACGGUAAUGGUGCAGGAGCCCUUGAGCUCGGUGAGGGUGACAUAGAACAUGGGAUUGAUGCAUUUCUUGGGCUGAUAUGCAAGGUCUACGGGAUCGUCAGCUUCAAUGAUGCCCCUCGUGAAUCUUCCGACGAAUCACGACGAGUGAGUGACACAAAUGAAGACGUCAUCAAAAGAAUUCAGAAACAAUCCCUAGCUAGACAUUUCGGGAUCAGCAAUGUCAAGCUCAAUAUUCUACGAGCCUGCAUCAACUUCUCCGAGGCUUUACCGGACUUCAAUGGAGUGUUGAAAUUUUCAAGUGACUUAUUGCGCACUGCCGGAAGUGGUGUCGCACCAGGCCCACGUCGGGAAGAUGCAGCUCCGAUAAUUACGAGGGAUGAACAAAUCAGGAUGGUAAACAAUAUUGCGAAGACCUCGAGUUUGUCGCACAGAUUGGGUUUGGGACAUUUAGCUGCUGAAUAUUGGGACGAAUUUCUCGUUCGGGGGAUUACGCUGGAUCCUUUACCACCAACGAGACAACCUACAGCACAUUCCAAAACCGUUUUGCCAGGUGUAACAACCGCGCGCACAUCGCAAGAUGUGAAUCCUUUCAUCUACAAUCCAUUUAUAAGAGCAUCAGACAAGCCGGCAGUGGAGAGGACACUUGUUUCAGGAGAAGAAGCCGUCUUCAGGAUUACGCUCCAAAAUCCUUAUGAGAUCGAUGUGGACAUUGAAAACAUCAAAUUAGACGCGGACGGGGCCGAGUUCGAAUCUUCAAUAACGAGCACCAUAAUAGGACCGUAUCGUACGCAAAUUCUGAAGCUCACCGCGACGCCCAAAGCUGCGGGUUCCUUGAAGAUUACUGGAGCGAUAGUGAAGGUUCGCGGGUGUCGUGAGAGGAGAUUUCCCAUAUUUCCUCAUCCAUGGGCCCCGGACACAGAAACGAAAAUAAAGGGAAUUGGAUUAGGGGCAUUGGAACAAAAUAAAAAAUUACCAUUCCCUGGGCCGCCCUUGAUACCAGACAGCAUUGGAUUGAGCGUUAUCUCCGCCCAGCCCGUUGUCGUUAUCAAAUCCACCUCCCUAUUCCAGUCCUCUGUAAUGAUUCUAGAGGGAGAACGACAAGUGUUCUCCGUCACCCUUCAAAAUCUAUCACCGUCCACACCAGCUGAUCUCUUGCUCUUCUCAUUCCAAGAUUCAACGCAAGGCCCUUUACAAACUGCCUUAACAAGCAGAGAUGCGACGCCGGCGGAGCUCUAUGAAUACGAGCUUAUUCUUGCGAGGAAACAGGCGUUACGACUUCGAAAGAUCGACGACUCCAAGAGAUAUAUAGCACCGGGAAGCACGGCUACUUUCGAUUUUGAGAUUCUCGGGAAACCUGGCCUCACGAAUGGGACAAUCCAAGUUGACUACGCGCACCUUGGCGUUCCUCAAACCGAAAUAAAGGACCAAUUCCAUACUCGUCAAGUUUGUCUUGAUUUAACAAUCACCGUUAAUGCUAGUGUGGAACUUGCAAGAAUGGAUGUUCUCCCUAUCAAAGGCGAGGUACCUAGACCUAUCUGGACACGUCUGGGUGCCGAGCCAGUGGAAACGGAAGAAUCAUUCUUAUCUGAUGAAGAACACUGUCUCUUGUUGCUAGACCUCCGGAAUGCCUGGCCAAGCGAUAUGCAAGUUUCUCUCAAGGCAGAUGAUGGCAUCAUGAUCCAGGAGCACAUACUACCAGGCAAUACAAACCGCGUUAUCCUCCCAGUUCCAAGAGUGUACAUAGACGACCCCCACGCCUCAAUCCCAGCUCUAAACCCGUCCCGACAACGCCAAUUCGUUGUAAGCAGCAGCAAAAUCACCCCAGAUAUCGAACGAGGCAACCGGGAAGCAUUCUGGUACCGCGAGAAGAUCCUUGGAAAACUUUCAGGAACCUGGAAGACCCUCUCGGGCCCCGCUAGAGAAGGAACCAUUGAGCUCCGUGGUCUACGUCUCGCGCCUCGCAUGAUUGAAGCGAUUAAGAUUGACGAAGUCGGCAUCGAUAUCUCCAUUGAGAGCCCGGAUGCAGAAAAUACGGCGAACACAGUGUUCACAGACGAGUUCGCGCAGAUCAAAGUCGUUGUUACGAAUCGCAUGGACGAGCCUAUAUACCCAACACUCCGCCUCAUGCCCUCGCUAUGCCACCGCCCGCUUAACGUAGCACUCGAUUUUACGCGGAAGUUCGCGUGGAAUGGUACAUUGCAGCAGACGUUGCCCCUCAUUGACGCGAAAUCGAGUACUGAGGUUAGGCUUGGUGCGACGGCGCUAUGUAGAGGUGAUUUCGAAAUCUCGGCGAGUGUGGAGGAGACUAGGCUUUGGACUCGCGCGAAGGAUAAAGAUGGGAAGGAUGUUGAACAGACACCGCCGAGGAGGGAGAGGUCCGAGACGGAGAUUAUGAUGGAUGCUGUGCUUGGUGCGAAGGAGAGACGCGUGUGGCAUUCGAGGAGGCCGUAUUUGGUUUGUGUGAGGGAUAGAGGGUAGAAGGGUGUAGAUGAUGUUAAUGUGGCAUUAUGAACUGGCUGAUUAGCUAGGUGGGGGGGAUGAAGGGUGUCGAUGUAUAAACACCAAAAUCAGAAUUUCAAAAUGAGAGAUAUUAGCUGACCGUGAGAUCUUUCAAAAAUUACAUAGUCAU
Messenger RNA from Hypoxylon trugodes, 4590 nucleotides. RefSeq names its product Trs120-domain-containing protein. The transcript is spliced from 2 exons. Bases 96 to 4439 code for a protein of 1447 amino acids. The record is from RefSeq and is a predicted model, not a curated record. NCBI's taxonomy places the organism in Eukaryota, Fungi, Ascomycota, Sordariomycetes, Xylariales, Hypoxylaceae. Gene Ontology annotation, cellular component: trans-Golgi network.